Drosophila subpulchrella is the source of this 1343-nucleotide messenger RNA. RefSeq lists its product as uncharacterized. The coding region runs from base 65 to 1327 and encodes 420 amino acids. The record is from RefSeq and is a predicted model, not a curated record. The transcript has a single exon. NCBI's taxonomy places the organism in Eukaryota, Metazoa, Arthropoda, Insecta, Diptera, Drosophilidae.
UGAACAUAUGCCAAAACAAAAUCCCCAAAUAUUUUCAACUUGAAUUUCUCUGUACGACAGAGAAAUGAACCAGGUUUGGGUGUUCUUUAAGUUCAUUGAGGUGGUGUUGGGCAGCGUGUGCAUGUUUUUCCACAUGCGGGGCUCAUCCUACUGGCCCGAGCGUAUUCCGCACGUGAUCCUAUACUGCGCCACCUUCACGUCAUUCACGAUGCUGGCCGCACUGGGAGCAUUCCGACUGUUGCUGGCCCGGAGUUCGGUGCUCUCGUCGCAGCUGCUGCUUACACUGACUGCGGUGAUAGCGCACUACACCUGCGGCGUGCUGAUAAUGCGUACCGCCAUGCUGGAUCCUCAUCUGGCUUCCAUUAAUUCCACCAUCGAGUACCUGGAGCAUCCGCACUUUGCGCACUGCAAACAGCAGAGCAUCGCAGCGCUGAUCACAGGAACCAUGUACCUGAUGCACAUGUUCCACGUCUUCGACCUGCUGAUGCGCAUGGAGCCGGGCGACUGGCGGCGUCAGGCGACGGGAGGCGGCUUCUUCGAGCAGUCGGACAUUGGAGCUGCCGGGCUCUUUGUGCUCUCCAAGCCGGUGGACGACUUCUUGUGCCGCUGCUGCAGUUGUUACUUCAAGCUGGCCCACUCACAGCCCCUGUACUUCCGGCCAAACGCGGAGCAGGAGCAGCCCCACAUCGUGGCCCGCAUGUGGCAUCUCAUGGGCGAGAUGCGAAGAAAGUUCUUUUCACUGCACCAAGUCCAGAGCGAAGAGAGUUUUAUGUCCACGCCGACUAUAACCACCAGUGAAUCGGAAAUUGCACCGGUUGUAACAGAGUACGAUGCUUCUAUUGAGGAGGAGGCCAAUAAACGACCCCGAACAACCUUGAACUGGCGUGGCACCAGCGAUUCCUCCAGCCUUUGGGCCAAGAUCGAGGACAGAAGCACUCUUAGCUCCACUAGUCAGAACAGCGAGGCCACAAUGAGACCGAAUCAGAUGGAUCGCAAAUUGAGUCGGCGUUCAACCCUUUUGGACAACGAAAAAAGAGAGAAGUCUGAGAUUCUGUUGGUUGAACAGGGCUCGAGCUAUGCUCGCCUUAGAUCCUUGAGCAAUGCUGAAGGGCUUAAUAGGCCAAGAGAUGAAGGACAGAUUGAGAAUGCUGAUGAAAAGUCACCCAAAGAGUCAAGAAAGUCAACCCAGGGAAAGGAAAUAGAAACAUCUCCUAAGACUAGAGCUCUUGUAAGAACAGAUCCACGAGUUACUUCCGAAAGUGAGGAUGAAAAUACUCGGGGUACUUCCACAAAGCAAACAAAUAGAGAGUCAGCACUAGGCAAAUGAAAACCAAAUUGUUAUU